AUGUCCAAGUCAACCAAGUCCAAGUCAGCUCCCGCUGCAAAGGAAUCCAAGUCCGAUGUCUUGAGCAAGGUCAAGGGUGCCGCCGUCACCAAGCCUGCUCAAACCGGCAAGAGCAAGAGCAAGGAGAUCGCUAAAAAGGUCGCAGCCAAGGAGGAGAAGCGAAGCAAGAAGGUUCCAGUCAAGGAGCCAACACCCGAGUCCAGCUCCGAAGAGGAGGAGGAGGACAGCAGCGAGUCGGAGGAAUCCGAUUCCGAAGAAAGCGAGUCCGAAGUCGAGACCAAGCCGACCAAGAAGGCCAACGGUGUCAAGGUCGCCCCUAAGGACGCUUCCAGCGACGAAGAGUCCAGCGAAGAGUCUGAUUCCGAGGAGUCUGCUUCUGACGAGUCCGAGUCCGAAGCCGAGGCUCCCAAAACCAAUGGCGCUGCCAAAGCCGCCGUGAAGGCUGCUGAGUCCUCUGAUGAUAGUGACGAGUCUUCCGAGGAAGAAGCUGCUCCUAAGACAAACGGUACCAAGCCUGCUGAGGCCGAAUCCGAGGACAGCGAUGAGGAUAGUGAGGAGGACAGUGACGAGUCUUCCGAAGAUGAGAGCGAUGAAGAAGAGGAAGUUGAGAAGAAGCCUGCGAAGCGCAAGGCCGAGGACACCGACUCGCCUGUCGCCAAAAAGACCAAGGUUGAGACCACUGACGCCGACACCUCCAAGGGUUCCAAUCUGUUCGUCGGUAACCUUUCCUGGAACGUCGACGAGGAAUGGCUCCGCUCCGAGUUUGAGUCCUUCGGCGAGCUCAGCGGUGUUCGUAUAAUGACCGACCGCCAAACCGGCCGAUCCAAAGGAUUUGGCUAUGUUGAAUUCGUCAAUGCCGCCGAUGCCGCCAAGGCUCAGGGUGAGAAGCAUGGUGCUGAUCUUGAUGGCCGUGCCUUGAACGUGGACUUUGCCAACGCUCGUCCCGACAAUGGCCAGAAGCAAGACAACCGACGCAAGUCCUAUGGGGACCAAGUCAGUGAGCCUUCGGACACUCUCUUCCUCGGCAACCUCUCGUUCGACUGUACUCAGGAGGAUGUCACCGACGCUUUCGCUCCCCACGGCACCGUCCUAGGCAUCCGUCUCCCCACUGAUCGUGAGACCGGUGCUCCCAAGGGUUUUGGCUACGUCACCUUUGCUUCGGUCGAAGAAGCUCAAGCUGCUCUCGAGGCCAUGCAGGGUGGCUACAUCAAGAGCCGACCUGUCCGUCUCGACUACAGCCAACCUCGUCAACAGAAUGACUCUCCUGCUCGUGGCGGAUUCGGUGGCCGUGGUGGUGGCCGUGGCGGUUUCGGAGGACGUGGAGGCCGCGGUGGUGGUCGUGGUGACUUUGGCGGUCGUGGCGGUCGUGGCGGACGAGGUGGUGCUCGCGGUGGCCGUGGAGGCAGCUACAACCGUGGCGGCUUCGGAGACUUCUCUGGCACCAAGGUCACCUUCUAA
Messenger RNA from Exophiala spinifera, 1458 nucleotides. RefSeq lists its product as uncharacterized. The record is from RefSeq and is a predicted model, not a curated record. NCBI's taxonomy places the organism in Eukaryota, Fungi, Ascomycota, Eurotiomycetes, Chaetothyriales, Herpotrichiellaceae. The coding region runs from base 1 to 1458 and encodes 485 amino acids. Gene Ontology annotation, molecular function: RNA binding. The transcript is spliced from 2 exons.